GGGCCGGGCCAGACCCUCCCUUCCCUUCCCUCCUCUCCCUCCCUCCCCUCCUGGGCCUCGGCAGCGGCGGCCUCGGCCUUGGGGAGGCGGUCACCUUGGCAGGGGAGAAAUCCUCUAUACGCGCGCUCGUGCGGAGGUGCCUGCCCAAAGCUGAGUAGAUGAGAUCACUGCAUGCUCCUUUUUUUGGAAGAGGUGGUCAGAGGAAAUGGAUAGCUAUUCAGACUUCAGUGCUGAGAACCUCUCAUCUUCAGCUAAUAUGUCUAUUGCUUUGCCUGGACAAGUUGGACUCAAUACCACCAGCGGUCCUCCUUCUAUGUCAAUAAGCAGGCUUUUCCCAGCCCUGUUAGAAUGUUUUGGAAUAAUUCUUUGUGGCUACAUAGCUGGAAGAGCCAACAUUAUCACGUCAACUCAGGCCAAAGGAUUGGGAAACUUUGUCUCACGUUUUGCACUCCCAGCACUACUGUUCAAAAACAUGGUGGUACUUAACUUUUCUAAUGUGAAUUGGUCUUUCCUGUACAGUAUCUUAGUUGCCAAAGCUGCUGUGUUUUUCUUAGUCUGCGUUUUAACCUUGUUGGUAGCCAGUCCUGAGAAUCGAUUUAGCAAAGCAGGUUUGUUUCCUAUUUUUGCUACACAAAGCAAUGACUUUGCACUGGGAUACCCAAUAGUUGAAGCUUUAUAUCAAACCACUUACCCAGAGUAUCUCCAGUACAUUUACCUAGUGGCUCCAAUAUCUCUUAUGAUGCUAAACCCUCUGGGGUUUAUCUUUUGUGAAAUCCAGAAGUGGAGGGAUAAUCGCACUGUGGCCCACAGCAAGUUCAAAAUAGUGGGCCUAGCACUCCUUCGAGUUCUGCAGAACCCAAUUGUAUUCAUGGUCUUCAUAGGAAUCAUCUCAAACUUUAUUCUCGGCCAGAAAAUUCCCGAAUACCUUGAAAAUUUCCUUGACGGACUGGGCAGUUCAUUUUCUGGCUCUGCACUAUUUUACCUUGGACUAACCAUGGUGGGACAAACAAAAAAACUGACAAAGGGUAUGUUUGUUGCACUGAUCCUUCUCAUCACAGCUAAACUACUUCUGAUGCCAUUUCUUUGUAGAGAAAUGGUAGAACUCCUGGACAAGAGUGACAGCGUAGUCAACCACACCAGUUUAUCAAACUAUGCAUUUCUUUAUGGAGUUUUUCCAGCAGCACCUGGUGUCGCAAUAUUUGCAGCUCAAUUUAAUAUGGAAGUGGGAAUUAUUACCUCAGGCAUGGUGAUAAGCACGUUUGUGUCUGCACCUAUCAUGUAUGUUUCUGCAUGGCUGUUGACCAUUCCAUCUAUGGAUCCCAACCCACUGGCAUCUGCACUCCAAAAUGUUAGCUUUGACAUCAGUAUUGUCAGCCUCGUUUCUCUGAUUUGGUCUCUCAUUGUUGUUCUUCUGAGUAAGAAAUACAAACAGCUUCCUCAUAUGAUUACAACAAAUCUACUGGUUGCUCAGUUUAUUGCUUGCAUUGGAAUGGUGAUAUGGAAUUUCAUUGUUAAAGAGAAAGACAUCACAUUGCAGAUCCUAGUAUUUAUAUUUCUCUACAGCUCACUUUAUAGCACCUACCUGUGGACAGGUUUUCUAUCUUUCUCUUUGUUUCUGUUGAGGAAGAGAGAAACAGUAAAGAUUCCCAUUGGGUUUAUUAUCAUAGCUGGAUGGGGAAUCCCAACACUUCUGGUGGGAAUCUUGUUAAUAGUUGGUGAACAUAACAGCACUAGCAUUGACUCUGCCUUUUUCUAUGGAAAACAGCAGAUAAUUACCACAGCAGUGAUUUUGUUCAUCAGUAUAUUGAUGUCAGGCAUCUCACUUAUGUGCAUGAACAGAAAUAGACAAGAGUCAAACUAUGAGGUACUGAACCCAUACUCACCUCGUAGCCAAGCAGAGGAGGUUGAGGUGGAAGGGAAUGCGGGGAAUCAAGUUUCAGCCACUGUGCCUCAACCUUCUGCAGGGUCUUCUGCUCAACCUUCUGUGGCAUCUUCUGCACAGCCAUCUCCAGAAAGAGGUUGCUGUUCUUGUCAGACAACAAAUGGGGAAUUACCCUGUGCUAACGAGAGUAAAGCAGUGCCAAAUGCUGUUGAAAGGAAGGUUCCUUCCAUUGAAACAGCUGAUCAGUGUGUGAGUCAUUGCAGUGCUCGAACCUGUGUACUGGCUCAGGAAGAACAGCUUCUACAGACUGGAGACAAACAGUUGGCCAGACAUGUGCUGCUGUGUUUACUUCUUGUUGUUGGCUUGUUUGCUAAUCUUUCCAGUUGUUUAUGGUGGCUGUUCAACCAAGAGCCUGGAAGGCUAUACGUUGAAUUGCAGUUCUUUUGUGCUGUGUUUAAUUUUGGUCAGGGCUUCAUUUCCUUUGGUAUUUUUGGCUUAGAUAAGCAUUUAAUCAUUCUACCAUUCAAGCGAAGACUUGAAUUUCUCUUGGGAGGCAGAGAAGCAGCAGAGCAUACAGAUCCCACUCUACCCGAGGAAAUCAGGAUGACCUGUCAACAGUUUGUUCGUUAUCAUAGAGAUCACUGUGUCAAAACCAUUGUCAAAGGCAGAAGGUGUGGUGCAAAGAUCUCCACUGGCAUCUUCUUUGGCUGUGACCUGGUGAACUGGCUCAUCCAAGUUGGCCUUGCCUCUGACCGUGGUGAAGCUGUGAUGUAUGGAGACAGACUGAUGAAAGGAGGCGUCAUCCAGCACAUUACGAAUGAAUUUGAAUUUCGGGAUGAAUAUUUGUAUUACCGCUUUAUUCCUAAGAGAUCAACUACAGUCGAGAGCCAGUGACCUGAGCAUGUAGACAGAGGACGGGCAGGUGGGGUAAACGUGACCAUCUCCUCUGCAUUUGCCACCGCACCUGGAAGUGUCCCUUUCUCAGGGCUCCUAGGGAGUUGUGUCACACUCUCUUGUGGAGUUACGAAAUGUGGUUCUACCUGUGUCUAUUCUGAAGAAAAUAGUAGCAAGUGAUAUUCUCAGUGAGUGUUCAAACCAGAAUGCAGCUAGAACAGAACAAGGUACUUCGGAUUUAGAGCAUUUUCUCCAUUUUCAGCAAAACAAACAGUGAAAUUAUGUGUGUCACUGAUGUUUUUAUACCUGCACUGUAACAGCAGCUUUAGUGACUGGUGCCACAAUUGGGGGAAAAACAAACAUAUUCCUCUCAUUGUGUUUUUUAUGUUGCCAUUUUUUUUCAGUAUUUCAGUGUGAUUUAAGGUCAGGCUUCCCACUGGCUUCACAGAAAUAGGAUUUUUUUCUCUGUUAUACCCCAGUUUUUACUACUGUGCACUCUUGUCUAACACCAGAAUUUUUUUUCUGGCUGUUUUUUACCUUGGAUGAAGCACUUUGUUUCUCCCUUAAAGAUAAAGUCCUCCACUCAUGAUAGCAGAAUUGUUGUGAAGAUGAUUACAGUGUAAGAGGAUUAACGUUGAGGAAACAGAGUGCGGGGAAAAAAGGUUUUGUACAACAAUACCAUGAAAACUUUACAUAUAAAAAGAAAUAAUAACCACCACUUUCCAUACUAGGAAGCAAUAUAAUGGAUUUUAUAUAUAAACAAUUGGUUUUGAAGUUCUGCCUUUUGGCAGUACUAACAGCUUUGUCAAGAUUUGCAUUUUACCUUCUGAAAUAAGCCUUUCCAUUUUAAUUCAGAAGUGCAAGCCUCAAAGAAAGAAGUUAGGGAAGCCCUGGAUACCUGUGCAAGUUAUAACCAAAAAUUGUAUCAAAAUAUAAAAACUUCUAAAUGACAUGCAAUGACUUCUAUUUCAUAAACAGAUGUAACAACUUCAAAGUUGGGCUUUAAAAAAAACUAAAUACCUUAAAAUGUUGUUAUUGGGUAUGUAACAAAGUUUCCUAGCAAGUCUCAGUAUCCCUCUGUGACAUUAAGUAGUUACUUCAGCGUCAUUCAGUGUUCUGUGCACUGAAAGCACCAUCUGAGAAUCUCUACAUCCGCCAGCAUACUUUUGAAAAGGUUAAAAACAAACCAUAGUAUCUGACAGCCAUUACACUGCCCUUCUAAAUUGUAAGAAUGGUAUUUGUUUGUCUUCGUAAAAUAUUACCUAAUGAAGGGAAAGAACACAGGUAUUUGGGGGAAAAAAUUGCUUACCUGGAACAGUCAAGCAUUUGAACAACUCUUCUCACCUUCUUUCUUUUUUUUAAAAAAAAACAAGUUUUUUUUUUUUUAAUACAUAGAUUUUAUUACAACUACUUAUGUGUCUACUUUGUAUUAAGAAUUAAAACUGAUUUUAGUAGCAUAAACUGCUGUUCAGGAAACAGUCAUUUUAUGGUAGCUAUAACUCCAUGCAAGACUUCUAUUGGAAAAAUAAUUCUUUUUACUGUCAGUCUUAUUGCACAUCUGCGGUCUGCACUGAAACAUAACUAUGUAUGUAUACUAUACAAGCUGACAUUUUAAUGUUUUCCAACAACAGAAUUGAUAUUUGUAUCAGGCUGCAGCCACAAAGAAAAUGAUAGCUUAUUUCCAUUACAAUUGCUGAAGACAGCUACAUAAGAUAUUUUGGAAUAAUUAAAUAUACGUCGCUUAAGAGUAGAAGCUAUGAGUAUGUCUGGCUUCUAAAUACUGUAACUUAUCAAUAAAUCUAUUAUUUGAUUUCAGA
This is a messenger RNA of Anas platyrhynchos (mallard), 4593 nucleotides long. It is a transcript of the gene GPR155, whose product is annotated as G protein-coupled receptor 155. Gene Ontology annotation, biological process: negative regulation of BMP signaling pathway; intracellular signal transduction; transmembrane transport. Gene Ontology annotation, cellular component: membrane. The record is from RefSeq and is a predicted model, not a curated record. Lineage: Eukaryota; Metazoa; Chordata; Aves; Anseriformes; Anatidae.